AUGGCCGUCGACACCACCUACUAUGAGCUUCUCAACAUUGAGACAACAGCCACGUCGCUUGAGAUCAAAAAGGCAUACCGAAAAGCCGCCAUCAGAUUACACCCAGAUAAGAACCCCGAUGACCCCACGGCAGCUUCAAGGUUUCAAGAGAUUGGCCAGGCGUACCAAGUCUUGAGCGACGACAACUUGAGGGCGAAGUAUGACAAGUAUGGCAUUCAGGGGUCGAUACCGCAAGAAGGAUUUGAAGAUCCUGCCGAGUUUUUCUCGAUGAUCUUUGGCGGGGAAGCUUUCAAGGAUUGGAUUGGCGAGUUGAGUUUACUCCAGGAGCUUUCCAAAUCUGCUGAACUUUCCGGGUUGUCUGAAGAAGAGGGCAAAAAGACUGAAGCAAAGAAUGAACAACAACGACAACAACACCACCAAUAUCAACACCAGAGUACAGAUGAUCUGGCUACGAGCGUGGAAUCACACGAUAGGCCUGCUACUAGCGGGUCGGAGAGGUUGUUCUUGGCCGAUUCUGCGCACGAUGAAUCCAAAUUGACCCAUAAGGAGCAAGAGGAAAAAAGGAGGAAGGAAGAAUUGGAGAAAUUCGAAGAAGAGUGCAGGGUAAAGAAGAUUGAGACGCGCAACGAGUUGGCAAAAAAAUUGGUGGAUAAGUUAUCACUCAUCACGGAAACCGAUAUGAAGGAAGAUGUGGUGGAAUCGUUCAAAGCCAAGAUCAAGUACGAAGCCGAGUCGUUGAAAAUGGAGAGUUUCGGGUUGGAGAUCUUGCAUACGAUUGGCCAUGUAUACAAGAGCAAAUCCAAGAUUUUGUUGAAAAACCAGACUUUUUUCGGGUGGGGAGGAUUGUGGUAUUCUGUCAAAGAGAAGGGAGGUGUUGUCAAGGAUACCUUUAGAGCCAUUUCGGCUGCCUUGGAUGCCCAGCGGACCAUGGAAGAGUACUCGCAAAUGCAAUUGGACAACGAGUAUCAUGCUAAGAAGGAGGCCGAGGAAGAAAUUGCAAAAAAGAAUGCCGAUGCUGAAAAGUCAAAGUUGGAGGAAGAAUUGGAGAAUUUAAAGAAGCAGCAGCAGCAGCAGCAGCAAGAGGAAGCAGGCGCUGGAGCUGCAGCUAGAGUUGGGGUUGGAGCUGGAGCUGAGGCGGCCACUGCAACGGCAGAGAGUCUGAGUGCUCAAACUACAACCAAGGAUGGGAAGAAAGAAGUUGAACCAACAAAACACACUGCUGAAGAUUUAGCAGACAUGGAAAAGUUUUUGCUAGCGAAAGUGUUGAAUGCCGCAUGGAAUGGAUCAAAAUUCGAAAUCCAAGGAACAUUGCGUGCCGUGUGUGAUUUAGUGCUAGACGAUGAGGAAGUCCCACUAGAGAAACGAGUCGCCAGGGCGCAGGCCAUGAGACUUGUUGGACAGGUUUUCUCGUCAAUCACUCGCACCGAGGCUGAAGAUGAAGAAGCGCGAGUAUUUGAAGAAUUGGUUGCCGAGGCUAGCAAGAAACGGGAGAAGAAGAAGAAGAAGCCAAAGGCUGAGGAAGGCAAUAACUAG
This is a messenger RNA of Lodderomyces beijingensis, 1533 nucleotides long. NCBI's taxonomy places the organism in Eukaryota, Fungi, Ascomycota, Pichiomycetes, Serinales, Debaryomycetaceae. The record is from the annotation of a GenBank genome assembly.